This is a messenger RNA of Oldenlandia corymbosa var. corymbosa, 1228 nucleotides long. The record is from the annotation of a GenBank genome assembly. Lineage: Eukaryota; Viridiplantae; Streptophyta; Magnoliopsida; Gentianales; Rubiaceae.
AGAAAACCAAAGAGUUCUGUAUACUUGUGUAUAAGUAAAAUGUCAACUGUCCGUACGUAGUACUAUUCCGUGGUACUCUCCUAUAAUAUUAGUACUAACUUUCCCCUCUCUUAAUUAGAUAUCUGUCCUCCGAUUAAAGCGAGAAAAGGAAUCAAGAUGAAGAUGAUGUGGUGUCCUGAAACUGCCACAAAGGCAUAUCUCAACACUGUGAAAUAUUGCAAUAAAUCCGGUACAAAGAAUCUUGGUGCUCUCGAGUUCAUCUCGGCCAUGGCAGCCGGUUGGAAAGCCAGCUUAAUAGUGGAGGCGCUAGGGUUCAAUAUGGAUGGCAGCGGUGUUGCGGCAGCCAUCAAAAACAGCAUCGGUCUCGCAAUCGCCGCUUAUCACUCCGGCGGAAGACACGUUUGUAUUGUACCUAAUGAAGAGGCAAGAGUUGACUAUAUUUGCGCCAUGCAAAGAAUAUUACUCCCGGGAUCGGGCGUGAUGUACUCGUUACCGGAAGUGGUGGUCGGAAAAGCGGAGGAGGUGAUGGAGAGGCUGAACGGCGUUGACUUUCUGGUGGUUCACGGCGGUCGCAGUGAGGAUUAUUAUGGAAGGGUUUUACGUCAUGCGAAGUUUGGCCAUCUUGGUGCUGUUAUAAUAGUUUUGCAAAAUUCAGCCAUUCGUAAUAUCACUGAUGAUGACAAGAUGGCCUUUAGUACUAAUUAUGGGUUCAUGAUGAGAUGGAAGGAAGUUCUUCAAAACAAUAGAAAUGUGGUGAGAUCGAGGUUUGUUCCAAUUGGGAGUGAAGGCAUCGAUGUCGCAUAUGUUGCUGGUCAAAAGUCGAGUUGCUUGAAGAACAAAUUAGGCCCUAAUGGACGUUGGAUCAAAUACAUCGAUCGGCGAUCAGGUGAAGAGCAUCUAUUCCGGAGAUGAUCAGAUUCAAAUUAUCGGGGGGAUUUGCUGAUGAAUCGUUAUAAAUUAUCCCCUCCUUUCCAAAAAAGAGUCAUGAUAGUUUUUUUUUUUUUUUCGAGGAGUUAUGAAGCACCCAUUGUAAAAAUGAAAUUAACUUAGGCUGAUUAUCUAAUAGCGAUAUAUCCUUUAGGAUUACCAGUAGCUAUCUAGUUGAACCCAUCACGCACAUUCUGGCUUGUAUAGUUAAUUGUAAAACGGCCAAAAAAUAAAAUAAAGAACCAUACAAUGUAAAAAUUUUUGCCUUGUGAAAUUGCACUAUUGCUGUAUACAGUUUGAU